UUGGCUGUGCAAGAAACUCCAGGGCGCUUUGAGGGACUCCAUAGCCCGAACAUGGGGUUCAAUUUUGUCACCGUUUGCGUAAAGUGACUCUGAAGUAAAAGGCUAUGGAAAAGCACGUCUGAAACAGGAUAAAGCGUCGGUUUCUGUGAAGAAUUCAAUCAUCUCCAUCCGAGUGCGUCUUGCCAGAAAGUCGAGAGAAAGAGAGAGAAGGGAGGCUUUACUGGGAAUUCAGACUUUCGCAGUCCUUGGACACUGAGCUCUUCCAAGGACUCUGGGAAUCAAGUCCAACAGUUUCAUGCUGAGUGUUCCUGCAUUAACCUGAGGUCCAGGGUGUACGGGGAGCAGUAGGUCUCGGAGCUCCAAUGCCAGUGGACAUGCAGCCACACCAGGGGCUGUAUCACUACGAGACCUCACCCACCCAGCCCUCCAGGGGCCUAGUCCCAUCAGAACAGUCUCCCUACAGCGAUGUGUCCUCGCUGCGUGCCCCAAUCCUCAACGGCCCUUCCCAGGACUGCCGCGCUAUGUAUAAUCACAUGACUCCCAGCAUGACUCAUGGAUCAGGCCCAGGACAGGGGAUUGGCCACUGCAUGGAUCAAUAUAUGAGGCCCCCUCAGGCCACACUGCCACACAGUAUGAUGGGCCACAGGGGCAUGCCGCCCACAGAGGGUGGCAAUAACACCCCCUACUGUAACCAGAACAACAUGAUGUCCUCACAUCACAAUUUCUGCCAGAUUCAGUCUGGCUCUGAUCAGAUUGGCUCAGUCGAUGGCUCGAGGUUCUCCACGCCUCGUUCCAUGCUGAAGCUGAGUAAAAAGAGAGCUCUGUCCAUCUCUCCUCUGUCUGAUGCCAGUGUAGACCUGCAGACAGUGAUCCGCACAUCACCCAACUCCCUGGUGGCCUUUGUCAACUCUCGCUGCAACCCUAACGGGGCCAGUUCUUAUGGCCAUCUCUCUGUGAGCACCAUGAGCCCGUCCCUCGGCUAUUCCAGCAAUAUAAACUGCCAAUCCAGGCAACAAGGUUCAAUGUAUGGAGGAGGCGGAGGGACGCCUUUGGGUGGACACACACCAGGUCCCUGCCAAGGUUCCCGCUUACCCCCCCACAAUCCUCGGCUUCACGCUCCACCCAAGCAUGGACACCUAAAAACUGAGCCAGGGCUGGGAGGUAUGAUGGAUGGCAUGAAUGUGAAGAGCCUGGAGGAGAGGUCAGAGGGAGAUGUGGCCAGUCCUUCUUCCACUGGCACUCAGGACCCCCUCCUGGGUCUACUGGAUGGCAGGGAUGACUUGGACAAGGAGGAUGGGAAGCCUGAACCAGAGGCCAUCUAUGAAACCAACUGCCACUGGGAGAGCUGCAGCAAGGAAUUUGACACACAAGACCAGCUAGUUCAUCAUAUCAACAAUGAGCACAUCCAUGGAGAAAAGAAGGAGUUUGUGUGUCACUGGCAGGAGUGCUCUCGAGAACAGAGGCCUUUCAAAGCCCAGUACAUGCUGGUAGUUCAUAUGCGCAGACACACAGGAGAGAAGCCACAUAAGUGCACUUUUGAAGGCUGUAAUAAGGCCUACUCUCGCCUGGAGAAUUUGAAGACCCACCUGCGCUCUCACACCGGAGAAAAACCAUACGUGUGUGAACAUGAAGGCUGCAACAAGGCCUUCUCCAAUGCUUCAGACCGGGCCAAGCACCAGAACCGAACUCACUCCAAUGAGAAACCAUAUGUAUGUAAGAUUCCUGGCUGCACUAAGCGGUACACAGAUCCAAGCUCUUUGCGUAAACAUGUUAAGACGGUGCACGGCCCUGAAGCCCACAUAACCAAGAAGCAUCGUGGAGAUACAGGACCUCGACUCCCUGGUUCAGCUAUGACCCCUGGAGGCCAGAGCUCUGAAUUACUGCUGGAGAAAGAGGAGACACGCAGGGAGGACUGCAAACUUUUGGCUCCUGAGACCGCUCUGAAAUCCCAGCCAAGCCCUGGUGGUCAAUCAUCAUGCAGUAGCGAACGUUCUCCACUGGGGAGCGCCAAUAACAAUGACAGUGGCGUGGAGAUGAACCUAAAUGCAGCUGGCAGUCUGGAGGAUCUCACAGCACUGGAGGAUGGAGUUGCAGGUGGAGGGGGGGAGCCAGGAAGUGUAGGAGCAAUGGGAAUGUCAGCACAGGCUUUAAAGAGGCUGGAGAACCUGAAGAUUGACAAGCUGAAGCAAAUCCGCAGGCCAACCCCUCCUGGCCGCUGUGCUAAUAACAAGCUACCUGCACUUCCUGGUCCAGGGGAGAAUAUGGGAAUGUGUGCACCUUCUCCGCUCCUCUCAAAUCGACGAGUUAUGGAGCUGUCCAAUCACGAGUUAGGAGGUGGCACAUCCAUUGGCUGCUCUUCUAAUGACAGGAGAGGAAGCGGCACCAGCAGCCUAAGCUCUGCAUAUACCGUCAGCCGUCGGUCCUCCAUGGUGUCUCCUUACCUGUCCAGCCGGCGCUCAAGUGAGGUCUCACAAAUGGGAGGAACGGGAGGGGGAGGGUGUCACCUUCUUGGCCCAGAGCAGAGUGGUGGAGACCCCCUCUCUCCUGAGACCAAUCGCAGAGGAGCUCCAUGUCCUGGAGGAGGAUUGCCAGGUCUUCCAAAUUUAACACCUGCCCAGCAAUACAGCCUAAAGGCUAAAUAUGCUGCAGCAACUGGUGGACCACCACCCACUCCUUUACCCAAUAUGGAGCAGCCAAUUACUCCAGGCAGAAGAAGGGGUGUUUUGAGUGAGUACCAGGGGCAGCCUCUGCCUCCCUUCCUUCAACCAGGUGGGCCACGUAGGCACAGUGCCAACACAGAGUAUGGCACUGGUGUUAUCUACCCUCACCAGGCUCCAGGUAACAACAGCAGGCGAGCCAGUGACCCGGUUCGAUCAAUAGCAGAUCCACAAGCUCUCCCCAAGCGCUUCAAUAGCCUUAAUAAUGUAGCUAUGAUGGGCCGAAGGAAUGCGCUGCAACACCGUGGCUCUGACACCAGUCUUUCCCGCCACCUGUACUCCCCUCGUCCACCUAGCAUUACAGAGAAUGUAAUGAUGGAGGCUAUGGGUAUGGAGCCCCACCUUGCCCCUGUUGAUGCCAGGGAUCGUUCCAUGAUGAUGCCCCCUGGAGAGAGAAGCUUCAUGGGAUAUCAGCAACAACAUCAAACUCUUGGAGGAGUUGGAGGUUCUCUUGGAAACCAACUCUCCCCAAGCCAUGACUCUCUGAGCUGCCCAGACCAGGGUUAUAUGCAGGGACACUACCAGAACCAGGGAGGGGAAGUCACUUCCAGGGCUGGUGGAAAUCCAAUGAGUCAAGCAAGGCCUAGUCACUCAGAGGGCAUGUCUAAUACACUUCUCCAGCAGGCUGAGUACAGUAUGAGCACCUGCCAGCUCAGUCCCUCGGGCCCCCAUUACCCUAGCAUAGGCCAGGGUGGUGAUGCUGUAGGCCCAUGGAGUGAUUCCCACAGUCAAAUCCAAACUUCCAGCCAUGCUCUCCAGAACCAGCGAGGAAUGCAGUAUUCAGAUCCUAGUCUGCAGCCUCAACAGACACAAGCCCACUUCAACAAUCAGACAGCCGUCUACAACAGUCCUGAUGGAACCCACAAACUCACCAUCAAGCCUGAGCAGCAGUUUCACCCUGGGAUGGGAGGUGGAAAUGCCUGUCAAAGUGCAAAGCUCCAACAGCAGCGGAUGCUCCUCCAGCAGACUCAGGGUUACCCACAACAGACAGGCCAGGUCCUGAUGAGGAACUCUAACAAUACCAGCUGUGACUUUCAAGGGCAGAACCAGAACUCCUUCCCCAGUGGAGGGGGCUUGAGCUUAGGCUGUGCAGGCACUGCGCUCUCAGAUGGGCCGAGGUCAGAAACCCCCAUGAUACAGGUGAAGGAGAUGAUGGUGAGGAACUAUGUACAGUCACAGCAAGCACUCAUGUGGGAGCAGCAACAAGAACAGCAACAACAGCAGCUGCAGCAGAGUGGAAUAAAACCUCCUCCGGCAUCUGAUAAUAUGGAUAUGAGUGCCCAGACAACAAUGAUGCAGCACAGUCCGCAGCACCAAAACCAUAAUCUUUAUUCCAGCCAGCCCUAUCCAUCCUACCCUAACCAGAACCUGGUCAUGAGCCCUCCAGCCCACAGCCGAGUGCCCAGCUCUGUGACACCUAAAGACCAGCAGCUGACAGGUCUUCAAGCCUCAUGUUAUGGCCAGGAGAUGGUGGUGCCCAGGCCCCCUCAGGGACGGAAACCUCUCAGUCGCCAGAACAGCCUAUCACAGGUAGGAGGAGGCUACCUCGCUAGCCCACCACACCUCAGCCCUGUCCACUCCACUUCCAGCCCCAGGCGAGCGGUCCGACUUCCUCCAGUUCAGCUUCCACAGCACCAGCAAAACGAAAUGUUCUCUCCUUCCAAUAACAACAACAUGUACUAUUCAGGCCAGAUAAACAUGGAUAUGGACAAACACAUGGACCCCCAGAAUGGACCUUGUCUCAACCAGCAGCACAGUAUGGGGUCCAACCUGAACCCAUCAGGUGGUACAAAGCCUGUCCCUAUGACUCCCUAUCCUGAAUCUGGCCCCAUCUCCAAUGCCUUAGAAAACCUGGACCUGGAUAAUGCUCGCAUAGACUUCACCUCCAUCAUUGAUGAUGCUGAGUCUUCCUCAUAUAGCCCAAUCAACAAUCCCCUACAGGGUCAGCCUGGGUCUUCCUCCCAGGCCUCAUCUCGCCUCACCACCCCCCAGACUUCUGUCAGCCUAGCUGCAGGCUCUGGCCUGUCCAACAUGGCUGUAGGAGACAUGACGUCCAUGCUUACCUCCCUGGCUGGGGAGAAUAAAUACCUGAACACACUGUCUUAGAAGAAGACUUUGGGGUAUCUUUUUCCAGAUGAACAAUCAAGUAGAGGCCUUAGCCAGUUCUUAAUGUUUUAAUUGAGAUCCCACAUGGAAAUGUAUGUACUGUAGCCCAGUAUCUAGAGGCAGGCAUGUCAUAAGGGGGGGUCAAAGGGUACAGAUGAUCCCUGCCCGAGGCUCAGGAGGGGCGCCUGCCAAGGUCUAUGGUGCUGGAGAGUGUGGAUGAGGGGCCCAAUUUGUAAAAUGUUAACCCCUCUGCCCAUAAUUCCUGACGACGGGCCUGUCCAGAGGUAACCAGCCUGGGGUUUAAAACACUUAAGUGCUGUUGCUUAUACUGAUUUUCCCUGUUACAUUGCAAGAAAGUUCAGUUAGAGUAAGAUAGACAAACUUUUGAAUGGACCAUUUCAUGAGUCUGGGCUGUUUUUUUUACGUCCCCAUAAGCAUUUAUACGUAAACCCAACACACAUUAACUUUUAUUCAAGUCAGGAUCAAGAAGUGGCUAGGGGUCUGUUUUUACUGGAUACCCAUGUAAAAGGAAUAAUGAUAUGUUGUAAUACGUUUUGGUUGCAAGUUGAGACUAAGCUACUAAUGUGAUCCCAUCACAGGUUUCAAAAUUGUAAGAAUCCCCACCCAAUACCUUAAAACCAAAGGUGCCUGAUCAACCUCCCUCGCUGUAUUGUUCCUUCGCUGCCUUGGUACUUGUUUUUUUUUUGUGCCUUACUGUAAGACACAGAGCAAUAUGCCUGAUGCGAAAGUGAAAUUGACCUUUUUCCAAACAGGCAUUCCGGUCACAUGGGGCUCUGGCAACAGUGGAGCAGAGAAGGAUGCAUGUAAAUAAGUUUUAAAUACAUUUAUAUAUGUUGUGUAUAUGACAAUGAGACAGUGGAUAAAUCAUCCCGUCUUGUGAUAGACUGCUUUGAUUCUGAAGGCCAAUAUCCAGACGGGAGUUUGUAAGACGGUUGUUUGAAGAGCUGGGUGAAGACUAAAGUUCUGCUUUUAGUGAUUGAGAAAUUAUUUCUCGGUGCUACUAAAUAUUAAUCUGUAUUGCUAGGGAUUUCUAUUCCUUUUCAUGAAAAAAAACACUCUUUAUAGUGGCAUAUCAGUAUUCCCACACAUGCACAAAUGCAGUCACAGACACACAGAUAGCCUACACUCAGGAUUUGUUGGUGUUUGAAUCUUUGGUAUUUAGAUUACAUGUAUGUUGUAAUUGCCUUUCCAGACAGAGAGUUUGCACUCCACAUGUUUACUGUAAGUACUAAAGCAGCUGUGUACUUUUUUUUCCAGUGGUGUUUAUAACCGCAAAACAGAAAGUUCAUUGCUCUUUCUAAGGUACAUACAUAGGGGAUUAUGAGUAAAGCUCAAAUAUAAUAUGUGUGCAACAGUCCCUGCUACAUUACAGUAAUUCUGAUAUGCCUUCGCUCAAAAUUAACUCGACCAACGACUCGUACAUGACUCAGCUGAUGAUGACGGCUAUUUUGAACGAAACCCGAGUCAGCUGGUCUGUAUCUGUAAACAAAUCAGUAACAGUUGUCCAUGUUUGAGAAACUGAGGUACAUUCACAGUACAGUGCUGCUGCACUUGGCUCUAAUCCCAAAGAGGAGUUAUUUGGAAAAUUCUGCAUUACUAAUUCAGGAUAGGGGAUCAAGAAGUGGGAAUUUGAUCAAUCGCUACCACUGUAGUAAAAUACAUAAUGUUAUGGGUACACUGAGGUACUUUUUUGCGACUUUUGAGCUGUUAUGGAAGAAGGCUGCAGCUAUUGGUAGGAGAACUAAUUUUACACUGUGGCAUUGCACUGACUACAGCACUGUGUGGAACGGUCUCUGUCUCUUAUGACUAUUUACAUGAACCUCAUUUUGAUAGCGCUAAAGAAUUAUCACAGUAUUUUUUAAGAACAUACCUGAGCACAGCAAGAUUCUAUGAGGCCACAUUAAAGUAUUGCUGAAGUAUUUUACAAGACUUUUCAGGAUAAAAUAGUAGCAUCACUUGAAAGCAUUAGCGGGAAUGAACAUUUCUUCAUUUUGGAAAAAGUGUACAAGCUACCAAAGACACCUUAAACUGACUGACAAAAAGAUGCACAAAUAGUCUAUUUUAACACAACACUAACACUAGCAAUAAGGGCAUGAGCAUUGAUUGAUAGUGCUGUUCUUUAGAAUGUAUGAGAUGUUUUGUAUAAAAUUAUCUUUUUAUAUCAAUGAACUUUAUGGAUGUUGCCUUAUAUGUGUGUGUUUUUUUUUUUAUAACUGUCAUCCUUCAUUCUGACUUUUUUGCUGGCAAAAGAAUAUCACAGUUAGCAACAUAAAGCUAAAAUAGUAGCAUUAACUACAAUAGACAGAAGUCAAGUGUUAUAUUUUGUGUACAAUUUUCUACAUUUUUAUACAAAUGUGCUAUAUUUUACCAGUUUAUGAAUAAAGAUGUUCAGUGGGAUGGA
Messenger RNA from Perca flavescens (yellow perch), 7245 nucleotides. RefSeq names its product GLI family zinc finger 1 (gene gli1). The transcript has 13 exons. Gene Ontology annotation, molecular function: RNA polymerase II cis-regulatory region sequence-specific DNA binding; DNA-binding transcription factor activity, RNA polymerase II-specific. NCBI's taxonomy places the organism in Eukaryota, Metazoa, Chordata, Actinopteri, Perciformes, Percidae. Gene Ontology annotation, biological process: smoothened signaling pathway; regulation of transcription by RNA polymerase II. The coding region runs from base 363 to 4823 and encodes 1486 amino acids. Gene Ontology annotation, cellular component: nucleus. The record is from RefSeq and is a predicted model, not a curated record.